This is a messenger RNA of Aspergillus steynii IBT 23096, 1446 nucleotides long. Its product is annotated as pinin family protein. The record is from RefSeq and is a predicted model, not a curated record. Gene Ontology annotation, cellular component: catalytic step 2 spliceosome. Lineage: Eukaryota; Fungi; Ascomycota; Eurotiomycetes; Eurotiales; Aspergillaceae. The coding region runs from base 178 to 1167 and encodes 329 amino acids. The transcript has 4 exons.
GCGAGUUCCUUCGGGCUGAUGAGUGAUGAGUGAAUGAUUGCUUCUUUGGGGUGUUUGUUUGAUCUUAUCGACGCGUGUCUUCGGUCUUAAUCCUAAUUUCGUUUUUUCGCUUUUCUUUUCGUGUUGAAUCCCUCGGGACAGCUCAGGUCCCUAGGUAAACUACCUAAUCUCACAGAUAUGGCGGAAGGCUCUCUCGCCUCCGCCGUGGCAUUGCCCGAACCGGAGAACGUGAUAUCAUCCCCGGAAGCAGGCGUCAAGCGGCGACAAUCAUCCAUCUCGAACCCGGACCCCGAUCACAAACGACGCCGACUCAGCAGCACGACCACGCAGGACGAUCACCACGAUCGCCGCCCGUCCGUCUCAGACCGCAAACAGUCGUCGCCGGACGCAGAGCGGAAACCGGAUCGGAAACCCACCCGGCCCGCUGGGCGCGACGAGGAACGCAAGCGCGGACAGCGGUUAUUCGGUGGCUUGCUGGGGACGCUGUCGCAGAGCUCGAACACGGCAGCUCAAAGGCGCCGCGCGGAUAUCGAGCGGAAGCAGAAGGAUAAGUUGAAGCUGCAGGAUGAGGAGUACGAUGAGUUGAAGAAGAAGAGGCGCGGAGAGCGGGCGGCGAUUCGCAAGAAGGAGCAGAGGCUAUAUGAUGAGGAAUCGAUGCGGACGCGCCACUCGAAUUUGCUGGCUAUGGCUCAUUUCUUGAAGACGAGAGCUGAGCCGGUCUUGUACUACAAGCCGUGGCAACUUCGUCCGGACGACCAUGCGAUCAUACGAGACCAGAUUGAGGAUGCAGAGGCUACUAUUUCUCGCGAGGUGGCGGAAUUCGAGGCGCGCCAUCCGCCUCAGCAAGAGGAACAUCCUCAAGAGCAAGAAAAACAGCAGGAACAGCCCGAGCCAACGCAAGAAGGAAACUCUGAACCGGCUCCGGCGCCCGAGAGCAGGACAGAGGCAGAGACGGAUGGGAAAGAGUCUAAGGAGACAACACAUGAAGUCUCGCACACGGCAGAGGCUGAAGCUCAGCAUGAAAAGAGCACCGAAGAAGCCCCAACUGACGUUCCACCUCCUAAUGACAAUGUUCCCGUCCACCACGAGCACUCAGACGUGCACCGAGGCCAUGAAGACGACGGCGGCGAAGUGGUCGAAGACCAGGAGGAUACUGUGAUUUAUUAACUGCAUGGCGAAUUUCUUUCCAAAUCUUCAAUUUCUUUCUAUUUAUCUCUUAAUCAGUCUGUCCUCUAGCCACUACUUGACGUUGGAGAAUGUAUCAUGCAUGCACGGAGUAUGACGACGAGAGGAGACUGCAGAUCGAAUAUCCGGAGAAGCCGAGGCACUUCGGCAGGACGAGAGGGCGCUGACGACACUACAAAUCCAAAAUGGCCUGUCCUCUUCACCAGAACGACCGUCCAAAACUUGGACUGCUCGUUCCCAGCAUCCACGGAAUGAAAUCGU